This is a messenger RNA of Rhizoctonia solani, 978 nucleotides long. Its product is annotated as carboxyphosphonoenolpyruvate phosphonomutase. NCBI's taxonomy places the organism in Eukaryota, Fungi, Basidiomycota, Agaricomycetes, Cantharellales, Ceratobasidiaceae. Bases 1 to 978 code for a protein of 325 amino acids. The record is from RefSeq and is a predicted model, not a curated record. Gene Ontology annotation, molecular function: catalytic activity. The transcript is spliced from 4 exons.
AUGGUUAUGCAACCCAUCCAGACCUUUGAGCGCGAGUAUACCAUCCCCGCUCACCUCCGCCACACCGCAGAUGAGCCGUUGUCUGCCAAGGCAAGCACCCGUCUCCGCCAGAUGCUUGCUCGUCCUGGUAUCGUAGCUGCUCCUGGUGUAUGCGACGGUAUCAGUGCUCGCUGCGCUCUCGAGGCAGGCUUCGAAUGUCUCUAUCAGAGCGGUGCCGCCACUACUGCUGCCAAGCUUGGCAUGCCCGAUCUCGCUAUCGCUACACUGCCUGACUUUGUCCAAAACGCUGGCAUGAUUACCAGCCUCAGCUACUCUACUCCGCUCAUUGCCGACGCCGACACUGGCUUCGGCGGGCCUGCGAUGGUAGCUCGUACAGUGCAAAUGUACGACCGGGCCGGCGUGGCAGCUCUCCACAUCGAAGAUCAGGUUCAAACUAAGCGAUGCGGACACCUGCUUGGCAAGCAAGUCGUCUCCACUGAGGAGUUCGUGACCCGUAUCCGUGCAGCUGUCCAGGCUCGCGACGCUAUCCCGGGGUGCGACAUUGUUGUGAUUGCUCGUACCGACUCUGCUCAGGUGCUCGGCAUGGAUGAGGCUAUCCACCGCUUGCAAGCAGCUGCCUCUGUCGGUGCUGAUGUAGCGUUCAUCGAGGGUGUGAAGACCAAGGAGCUGCUCGAGAAGACUGUGAAGGCAUUGGCUCCUACACCUGUGCUUGUGAACGUUAUCUCAGGCGGUCUGACUCCUUCGUUCACUACCCAAGAGGCAGAGGCAAUGGGUGCAAAGAUCAUCAUCUUCUCUCUUGUCUCAGCCGUCGCGGCAGUGCAUGCGAUCCGCGAGGCAAUGGCGCUACUGAAGAAGACCGGCACUGACCACACAUCUGCCCGGGGAAUGGACCCACGCAAGUUCUUCGAGGUUGUUGGCCUGGACGAGGUGAUCGAGGUUGACAGGCGUGCAGGUGGCACUGCUCUCAGCUCUAUCUGA